AUGGAAGGCGAGGAGCGGCCGGAGCCCUCCUCGGGCCUGCUGGCGGACGGGCACCUGGUGCUGUGGACGCUGUGCUCGGUGCUGCUGCCCGUGUGCAUCACCUUGUGGUGCAGCCUGCAGCGGUCGCGCCGGCAGCUGCACCGCAGGGACAUCUUCCGCAAGAGCAAGCACGGCUGGCACGACACGGACCUGUUCGGCCACCCCACCUACUGCUGCGUGUGCGCGCAGCACAUCCUGCGGGGCGCCUUCUGCGACUGCUGCGGGCUGCGCGCCGACGAGGGCUGCCUCCGGAAGGCCGACCGGCGCUUCCCGUGCAAGGAGAUCGUGCUCAAGCCUGACGCCAAGGCCCUGGACGCCAUGCCCCACCACUGGAUACGGGGCAACGUGCCCCUGUGCAGCUGCUGUGUGGUGUGCACGCAGCAGUGCGGCAGCCAGCCUAAGCUCUGCGAUUACAGGUGCAUUUGGUGUCAGAAAACUGUCCAUGACGAAUGCAUGAGAAGUAGCCUAAAGAACGAAGAGUGUGAUUUUGGAGAAUUCAGAAACCUCAUCAUUCCACCCAGUUACUUAACCUCUAUUAAUCAGAUGCGUAAAGACAAAAAAACAGAUUAUGCAAUGUUAGCCUCUAAGCUUGGGAAGCAAUGGACUCCAUUAAUAGUCCUGGCCAACUCUCGUAGUGGAACUAACAUGGGAGAUGGACUCUUGGGAGAAUUCAGGAUUCUUCUAAACCCAGUCCAGGUUUUCGAUGUAACUAAAACUCCCCCCAUCAAAGCCCUACAGCUUUGUACUCUUCUUCCGUAUCACUCAGCUCGAGUGCUCGUUUGUGGAGGGGAUGGGACUGUGGGCUGGGUCCUCGAUGCAGUUGAUGAAAUGAAGAUUAAGGGGCAGGAAAAGUACAUUCCGCAAGUUGCCGUCUUGCCUCUGGGAACAGGCAACGAUCUAUCCAACACUUUGGGCUGGGGCACAAGUUACACGGGCGAAAUCCCAGUCGCCCAGGUCUUAAGAAAUGUGAUGGAAGCAGAUGGAAUUAAACUGGACAGAUGGAAAGUUCAAGUAACAAAUAAAGGAUACUACAACUUGAGAAAAGCCAAGGAAUUCACCAUGAACAACUACUUUUCUAUCGGACCUGACGCUCUGAUGGCCCUCAAUUUUCACGCUCAUCGCGAGAAGGCGCCAUCUCUGUUUUCUAGCAGAAUUCUUAAUAAGGCUGUUUACUUAUUCUAUGGAACCAAAGAUUGUUUAGUGCAAGAAUGUAAAGAUCUGAAUAAAAAAGUUGAGCUAGAACUGGAUGGUGAGCGAGUAGAACUGCCUAAUCUGGAAGGUAUUAUUGUUCUGAACAUUGGAUACUGGGGCGGUGGCUGCAGAUUAUGGGAAGGAAUGGGAGAUGAGACCUACCCCCUAGCCAGGCAUGACGAUGGCUUACUGGAAGUCGUUGGAGUGUAUGGGUCUUUCCAUUGUGCUCAGAUUCAGGUGAAAUUGGCAAACCCUUUUCGAAUAGGACAGGCUCACACAGUGCGGCUGAUUCUGAAGUGCUCGAUGAUGCCAAUGCAGGUGGAUGGGGAGCCGUGGGCCCAAGGGCCCUGCACCGUCACCAUCACUCACAAGACACAUGCGCUGAUGCUGUAUUUCUCCGGAGAACAGACGGAUGAUGACAUCUCUAGUAACUCGGAUCAAGAGGAUAUCAAGGAUACUGAGUAG
Pipistrellus nathusii (Nathusius's pipistrelle) is the source of this 1695-nucleotide messenger RNA. NCBI's taxonomy places the organism in Eukaryota, Metazoa, Chordata, Mammalia, Chiroptera, Vespertilionidae. The record is from the annotation of a GenBank genome assembly.